Messenger RNA from Cylicocyclus nassatus, 2268 nucleotides. The record is from the annotation of a GenBank genome assembly. Lineage: Eukaryota; Metazoa; Nematoda; Chromadorea; Rhabditida; Strongylidae.
GGUUGUUGCAAUGCAAGCUAUCUCGUUAUUAGGAGAGAUGGAUCGCCCACGUCGUAAUAAUCAUACGGGAUUUUCAAGUGUUUUACGAUUGAGUCGAACACCUUUUCCAUCGCUCACUAGUUACAUUGUUAUUAGCUUCUGCAUAUCGCUCAUAGCAUUGGCUAAUAUUGUGAGCGUCUUCAAGUCUCAACCUGAGAUCAAAUCACUUCUUCAAGAAGAGAUACUCAACAGUUCAUUGACAUCCACAUAUGAUCCAAAAGAUCUAGAGUAUCUCUCUUCGCUCACAGUAGUGCAAGCCGUCCAGUACAUCAAAGGCAAUAGUCCCCUGAUAUGGGUAUCUAUCAAUACCUACUUUGCUGUUCUUGCUCUUAUUGCAAAGUUUGUUACUAAGUUAACGUUCAAAGAACUUACUCGGCAAGAAGAAAUCGUUGUUCGUCAUGGUUUCUUAUCUUUUCUUAUGUUUAGCAUAGUUUUUCUGUCGGUAGUAGCCGGUGCACACCAGUCGCAUAGAAUUUUACCUUGGUUAGUAUGGUUUGGAAUAAUUGGAUUCAUGACAGUGCUCCAUGACAUUGCGUACCAGCGAUUCAAAUUUGUUUCUACAUCAGCAGGAUCGUCCGGUGGUCGUCUUUCUUGGUUAUGCUUUUCACUCUUUGCUCUUUCUGUCUUCUUGAUAAUGUUGGUCAUCAGAUUUCACGAUCAAAUAAACAUCAGCCACAUGCUUUUCCUUCUUGUAGACGCUACAUUGUCGUUGUUACGCUCCUUACAUGGGCUUUUGCGUUGCCUCUCAUCAUCAGAACGUUUCGCGCGUAGUCCAGAUGCUGUGCGACAUUUUAAUUACUGGCUCGACUUAUCUGUCACUCUUGCCACGGAUACAAUCCAGCUCUUCAACUAUAUCCAUCUCAUGUUUAUGUCACCGCUCGGGUUCAACAUUACUUGCUUCUUUUUCUUCUACCACAUCAAGAAUGCAUACAACUCCAUUGUGAACACUCUUACGCGUCAUCAUAAGCAUAAUCAAAUCUUCUUGCAUAUUCAAUCCACGUAUCCGAAUGAAGUAGCCGAAGAUAGAGAUCUUUGCAUUGUGUGCUGGGAAAAGCUUGGACUAUCUCGUCGCCUUCCCUGUGGUCAUCAAUUCCAUGACUGGUGUCUGAUGUGGUGGUUGGCGCAGGAUGGAUCAUGCCCAACUUGUCGCCGAGCGGUAUCUGCACCACCACCCAUGAACCAACCGCCUCCGCCAUCUCCGGGAUCAACCACCACAUUCCGUUUCGGUGGGGGUUUUGGAUUUUUGCGGCUUCCAUCGUUUUCCAUCGAAUUUUCCACUGGGUCAACUGCCCUCAAUCCUUUUCUGAGGCGUCAAACCCAGCACGAUGAUUCGCAGUUGACAGGAAUGGCUAAUCAGGUAAAUGAGAUGUUUCCGCAAAUACCCGUUGAGACCAUUAUCGAAGAUCUUCGAGUGACUGGAUCAACACAGGCGACUAUAGAGAAUAUACUCGAGGGAAGAGUAGGAUUCAUGGCCGGGAUAAUGGGGAAUGAUGAUGACGAACAUCCUUGGCGGGUCAAUGGCGGAGCGGGAGACAACGAUGAUUUGCUAUUUGAUGACGAUGACGAUAGCAGUGGUGAAGACGCUGCUUCGUCAUCAGAUUCAGCGUUCACACCUUCUCCUCCGCAGCGCUCUGCUUCUGGUGAUCCCACAGGAAGCUCGACGGCUGAAGAAGAUCUUACGCCAUAUCAAAUUGCAAAGAGGGAAAUGAUAGCAUUGCAUAGAAGACGAUAUAUAGAAUCGGAAAAAGGACGAGACCUCCGCGAGAGGGGUUACCAGUAAACUAAAUACGACUACGGGAUUUUUUUAAAUGUUCAUUUUUGUUCAUACAACUGACUUGCUUUCGUCGCUAUUUUUUCAAAAUUUCCCUAUCUGAAAGCAGUUAUAUAUCCUUUGUUGAUUCGGUGUUCGCAUAUUCCUCUUGUGGAGUAGUUCCAUUGUAGAUAAUGUAUAGUGUCUAUUUUGUCCCUGCAUGUUUAGGUAUGCUUUUUUGGAUUCGGUCGUAAAUCAUAAUUUGUCGUAUUAAUACUAUUCUUAAUGAGAUUGUAUGUAUGCCCUUUAGUCUCUAAAGUGACCCUCAAACUCUUGAAGAAGUCAUCGUCCGGUUUUUGCCUGCAAAAAGAAAAUCAGUGAUUCUUACAUGUUUUUCCCUACUCUUGCCGCGCAGGUUCGAAAGCUUUCGAGGUCUGAGUGAAUUAUUUUUAAAGAUUAUCCAUAGACAUUAUCAUUGC